Messenger RNA from Melanaphis sacchari, 716 nucleotides. Its product is annotated as transmembrane protein 222. The record is from RefSeq and is a predicted model, not a curated record. Bases 147 to 647 code for a protein of 166 amino acids. Lineage: Eukaryota; Metazoa; Arthropoda; Insecta; Hemiptera; Aphididae. The transcript has 4 exons.
UUGUUCUUGUAUUUUGUUGGAAAACAAUUAAUUUUGAGUCUUAGGAAUUAGUACGCGUAGGAUUUGAGUAGAUAUUAAUGUUGUUAUGUUUAGAUAAAUUCGCUUUGAUUAAUAAUAAAUAAGAGUAUAAUUUAUUAAAAUAAAAUAUGGAUAUUGAUGAACAUUAUACUCGUCGCUAUCCACACAGUGUCGUCUGGACUCCAAUACCAUUUAUAAGUUGGUUAUUUCCAUUAAUUGGUCAUAUGGGAAUCACUACAUCCACUGGAGUAAUACGAGAUUUUUCUGGAUCAUUUUAUGUUGCUGAAGAUGAUAUGGCCUUUGGAUACCCUACUAAGUAUUGGCAGUUGGAUAUAAGAACUGUAAUUGGUGGUUCUAAAGCAUGGGAUAAAGCUGUUAAUGAGGCAUCUAUUGAAUAUUUUAAUAGAAUGCACAAUCUACUGUGUGAUAACUGCCACUCUCAUGUUGGCAUGGCAUUAUCAUUAAUGAAUUAUAGUAAAAGCAAAAACUGGAAUAUGGUUAAAUUAGCUUUAUACACUUUUAUUUUUGGAAAAUAUGUGAGUUGCAAUGCAUGGCUUAAAACUUGGGGUCCAUUUAUCAUUUUUGUGUUUGUAUGUUUUGGGCUUUAUUCAUAUGGAAAGUAUUUCUAAUACAGUUACUUUGUGAAAUAAUUUUUUACAUUUUACCAAGAGAUCAUUAUAUGAUAAAAUUGUAUUAAA